Molecule: messenger RNA, 20767 nt
Organism: Erinaceus europaeus (western European hedgehog)
Lineage: Eukaryota; Metazoa; Chordata; Mammalia; Eulipotyphla; Erinaceidae
Gene: FSIP2
Product: fibrous sheath interacting protein 2
Exons: 23
Coding region: 18-20705 (6895 amino acids)
Source: RefSeq, a predicted model, not a curated record
GGGAGCCCAGGUCAGCCAUGGAGCUGUACCUCAGCGCCUGCUCCAAGGCCGCCACCCUCGCUGCGACAGAGACAGCCACUAGCAGCCUGGUCACCGAAAGCCAGCAGUGCGGAGAUGGUGCGCACAAAACCCACUUUCCAGGCAUUGGGGCAGCUCAACUAUUGGAUAUGCCUCUGGGAGUCAAACUGCCUAUGAUCCCUGGCAGCAAUACUGUCUACUAUACCACGAAUUUAAGUGAAAAGCUUUUUCGACCUUCCUAUGGUUUCAACCUAACUGAUCCUUAUUGUCGACUUUUGGAAAAUCAAUAUAAAAGUCUCCAUGAUCCACAUUUACGAACAUACUAUAGACGCAAAGAUAUCCUGAAGCGAUUAAAGAAAGGUGGAUAUGUCACCAACAAUAAUAAAAUUGUAUGCACCUUGAGGGAAUUGAAUAAAUACAGGCAAUAUCUUACAAGCUUAAAAUUAGACUUUGAAAGAAACUAUAUAAGAGAACAAAAAAUGCUUUCCAAACAAGUUAAUAAGCUGCAGGAAAAUUGUCAAAUACCUCGACGUUCUGAAGUUGCCCGAUUCCAAAAUAUGUUGUUACAGGAAGGAACACAACCCAUUAAGGACCAGGAGCGCUUAAUAAGACACAGAUAUUUGGACAUGAUAAGUCGGGAAUUAGAGCAGCUUGAACGCACAGCAGAAGAGCAACGCUUACUCCAGCUAGAUAGAGAAGACAGAAGACAGCGUGAGCGCGCAAGAAGAAAACUUAAUCUUCGCAGAAAAAUGGAAGAGGAAUGGAAGACCAAAGAGAUGCUGCUUCUCUCGAGGAUUGGAGAGGAUGUUAGGAGGGAAGCCAGAAUAGAGGAGCAACGCCGUAGAUGCAGAGAAGAGAGUGACAGGAGGAAACAAGCCCUGCUAGAGAAAAAAAUGGCUUAUCACUUACAAAAAAUGCAAGAAAAUGGCAUUAAAAGAGACGAAGUAGAAAAAAAUGCAUUUGAUUACAAAGGACAAGAGGCAACAUACUUUGAAUCUUUUCCUCCAAAGAAGAAAAAGAAGGCUCACGACGAAGUAAAGACAGUUGAUACUGCUGGCAACACAAAAGCAAAUAAAGGAAUACCUGGACCUAUGGUAAAUAACAUUUAUGACCCUCGAAAUAGUUCAAAGAAUGUUGCCAAGCACUCAACAACUACAGUUGUUUAUCAGUCAGAUAUCCCGGAUAAUGGCACUGAAAAGGUAGCUAAAAAAUCAAGCUUUAUUGAUUCAAGAGGCACUGUAAACAUCUCAAAUCAAGAGCCAAAGGUUUCACCUCAAAAUUCACCCACAAAAGUAUUUUAUAAAUUUUCAAAGUCUUAUUUUGAUUCUCAGAAAGAUGAGAGGGAGGCAAAUCCUGUUCUUAAUGAAAGAAGAAGCAAGAAGUUAAACCAAUACCCUGAAUCUGGACCUCAGGCUCAUCCCACAUCCCAGGGUAUUUUUCCUUCUCAACAUUUCUCAAAUACGGAACAGAACCGUCUACAAAAUUGCCUGCAGGAAAAAGUAACUUCUGAGGAGCUGAAUAGCAUAAUUCAAAAUGUGAUGACGUGGGUCGUGGCUACGGUGACCAGUAUAUUAUACCCAGCCAUAACAAAGUAUGAAGAAAGAGUUCGAAGCAAUGUGUAUACAGUGUCUGAUGGAUCUGUCCUUUCGUCAGAUAGCUCCAGUUUCUGUAGCACAUGCAGUGAAGAAUUUACAUACAGAAGCUACACAUCUGCAGCGACGAAAACACUUCACGGGGAGCCCUAUGCGUUUGCAGUUGACAUAUCACUAAGGCAGCCACCCACAUCUUCAAAACCACCGUCUGCCCAUCUGAAAAGAACAGUCGUAGAGAACACACCUCAGAUGAAAGGACAGUCUGUAGCACCUGAAUGUAAAUAUAAUAGAGCCAGAAUGCUAUGUACGUACCCUAGUCUCAGAACCUGUAAAUCUGAUAGUCAGCUUCUGACAUCCUCUGACAUAAGCAAACGGAAAUCUAAAGAUGCCGCCACGGAAACAGACAGCUUGGGCAGCAGCCUGGUAUCUGACAAGAAAUUCAAAAGCGAAAUGAAGGAUUUAAGUAAUGUUUUUGUGAACUUUAAAUGUAAUUUGAAAGGGGAAACUGAAUUGGUUUUAGAAAAUAUUUUUCAGGAGAUACUGUCUGAUUUAACACAGGUCAUCCCCUCAAUUUCUUCUGUUACUGCUGAAGUAUUUGUUGACCAGAGUGAUCCUGAAAAAAAGCACUUGUUCCCCAGUGGUAAUAUCUCUUCAGCAGCUUCAGAGAUUGUGGAUAAUAUACUUGAAAAAUUACAGUCUGCAGUUGAAAAGAAAUGUAUUGAAAUCUAUUCCCAAGAAGACUUGUCUAUCAACAUGAGCCCAGGCUUACCACUCAAACCAGGCUUCCCCCUCACUAGAGAAAACCUCACUUCAGCAAAACAAAAACCUUUAAAAGCCCCACAGCAUUAUGCUUUGGAACCAAUGCGUGAUAUUGCAGAGGACAUGGUGCAUGUAAUUUUAGAAAAGCUAAUAGCUCUUGCAUCCUGUAAAAAGAAUGAACUUCCUCCUCUUGAAGAUACAACCGAGUUUUCCUGUCAGCAAAGGAUGACAGACCCAAAAUAUAUUCUCCAUAAGAAAUCUGAUAAAAAGAAAUGCAGUCCUGAACUCGAUGUGGCAAAUGUAAUUAAUAAAGAAGAAGUCCAAAAAUUAAUAUCCAGCAUUCUAUCGCAGUCCUCUUUGGUUGGCUAUGUAGAAGAAGCAAUCAGCAUGAUAUUGGGGUAUGUGCAAAAUGAACUUAAUAAUGAGAGAAUUUUUGCAUCUGAAGAGACAGUAGUACUACUCCAGCUACUUGAUGAGCUCUUCACUCAGCUCCAUAAGGAGCCAGUAAAAGCAAAUGUUAGAAAAGGUAGGCGAUCUAGAUGGAAGAAACCUGAUGUUGAAGAAAAGUAUAGACUCACAGGCACUAGACUGUGUCAGACUAGGAAACCUGGAAAGCUAUUUCCACCUAUUAAUGUGCCUGGAAUGGUCCUUUAUUCUGAAGAUGACAGUGAAGAAAUAGACAAGAUUGUAAAAAAUGUUCUGGAUUCAUCUUUCAGAGAUGAAAAAGCAAAUAUAGAAGAACAGAUUCCUCAGCAUUGGUUUACAAAAAGAAACACUGAUUUUGAACAUCAACUCAGUAGCAAGCCACCUCCACAUUUUGCCUCUAAAAAAAGCCAAGUUGCAUUUCCUGGCGAAGAAUUAAGGAAGGGGGUCUCACUCUUUACCAAUAAAGAAUUUCUGAAGGAAAAAUCCUGUUUGAAUCAAGACAUUUUCAACCAAGAUCAAAAGUAUAAAAUACAAAAGACUUCAGAAAACAUAAUUAAAAGUAUUUUGACAGAUAUGCUCAAAAAUUUCCCUUCUGCUUCUUCUGGUCAUUUAGAUGGAAAAACCGGCUUGAAAGAUGCAUUUCCUGCCUCAGAGAGACAAUUGUCUCCUCGUGAAUGCAUGGGGCAGAUAUUCUCCAUGUCAGAAAUUAGUACCGUGGCUAAAGAAAUAACAGAUGCUGUGUUAAAUAUACUGGAUAAGGCAUCAAGUUACAUUCCCAGUACCGCCAAAAUUUUCAGUUCAUCAUCAGUUCAUCAAAGUUUUAAUGAUAGUUCUGACUUGCCCCCAGGGGUCAAAGAAGGACCAAAUAAAAAACCAUUGAAAAUAUGGUUUGACAGUGAAAAGAAAAUGAAAUAUUUAUCCUCACUUAGUUCAGAUUCUUCUCAGCCUUCACUGUUGAAAUCUGAAGAAAAUGAACCUCACCCUGUAGAUGACAUUAAUGAUGAAAUCACAGACACCGUUUUCAGAAGGUUGAAAUUAUUCAUUUGUCCAAAAUUGCAAAAGGAUUUCAAACCUUCACUUGUGGACCAAUCUUCAUUCCAAGCCCAACUUAGUAACUACACAACUAAGGUAGUCAAUAUCGUUUUGCGUGCCAUCCAGAAUGAACUGGAUAUUGAUAAGAAAAAUCUAAAUGCUAAGAAGAUAGAUAACACCAAAACCAUUCCAGGGAAAAGAUCUUUGGGUAAAAAUGAUGAGUUAGAAUCCGUUCUCUUAGAGCUUGGUGAUAAGGUUAUGAGCUCCCCAUUGUUGUCUUAUAUUUGCGAUAUAUUAUCAAGCGAGCAACCAGAUAAAAGCAGUAUUCCACUGCCUUCAGAUAAACAAAGUUUCCCAACUUCAUAUGGAUUCAACAAUCUUGAUACAGAAGCCACUUUACCAAACAGACAGUAUAAAAAAUCAUUCUAUAAACAAUUGGCUACUCCAUGUAAUCUCCAUAGCAUCUCUAGUAGAGAAGGCCUCAAGAAGAACGCCAAGUUGCAAGUGUUAGAUAAUAUUGGGGAAACGCUACAAGAAAUGUUAUGUAAGUUCAUAGGGGUCCGCCCUCACUCUCAGCCUUCUUGUAAGCCAUACAGAAAAAAGAUGGAGGAGAAUCAACAAACAGCUCCUGAAUUGCAAUCUAACAUUCACCGAAUUUCUAAUGCAAUUCUGGAGUAUAUCCUUGCAAAACUGUGUGACAUUGACACGGACACCAGUUCUACAAAGCCUGGAUGCACGACUAACUCAGAGUCUCUGGAUAUUGACAACUUAUCAUUUGCUUCGAUUAUGGAUGAAAUGGCCAAAUGCACUGACAUAAUUUCUAGCAUAGUUUCCAGAAUGGGUCAAACAGGUAAUAAUGAGAUGCCUAAAUGCAAGGGGAAAAUCAUUAACCCUAUGACAUACAAAACAAGGAAGACACAAGAAAUGCACGCAAAUAAACUGAAAGCUCUCGCUUCAGAUAUUCUGAAUGUGGUUUUUGCUAAACUAGAAGGCUUCGCCAACGGAAAUAUAGAAACCCUGGGUAAUAAGAAUAAUGGAAACAAAGGCAGCAAUAGGAAGGACUUGGAAAGCGAAAGUGGCAACAUUACUGAUGUGUAUGAAGCGCCAGUGCAGUCUGCUUUAUAUAAGUAUGCAAAGAAGGUGUCAAGAACUAUUUUGAAAGCUAUUCAGACAGAACUAAACACGAAUUGGUUAGAUUUAAGGACAAGUGUAAAAACACCACCACCUGAGAAACAAGGGAUUAAGAAUCUACUGCAUUUGAUUCUAGAUGCAGUAUCCCCAGAAAUGUACAGUGAAACUGAAUCUGAGGAGAGGGGAAUCGAAUAUUACCGAUACCGGCCAACCUAUGGAAAUCAUCUUCCUGGAGGAGCUCAAUCAGAUUCAUUUCUAGAGGAGGAUACCUAUGCUGAGCAAGAGUUGGCUAGAGAGGGAACAUCAGUAAGAGAUGAGACUCAAGCAGAUUCUCUGAAACAAUGGGUUCUAGAAAGAACCUUGAACAAAAUUGAAGUGAAACUCAGAGAACCACAGAAAUCUCCAAUCAUCCCCAUUAUAAGAAAUAUUCUGAAUGAAAUUUUUCAAAGUGCUUUGGUCAAGCAGUUAAAUAUGUUUUCUCUUCCACAUGCUCAUUUAAGUGGCAUAUCUCAGAAUGUUGAUGAACCCACUGCUCAAACAUCUAUUCAAUAUGUAGAUAAAGUGCCAGGUCCUUUAGUGUCCGAAACAGAUGUAACCGUAGUAGCAGAUGACGUUGUUAGAACUGUGCUUCAUAAACUUUAUACAGCUGCCAUCACACUGAGAAAUGCAAGUGAAAGUAGAUAUAAAACCAUCACCUUUUCCACAAAUGUCUCUUUUCGGGACAACACUUAUGAAAGAAAACCAUCUAUUACGGUGCUUGAUGAGAAUCCAUGUACCCUCCAGUCCAGAAUCAGUGUUAACACGCAGACUAAUGUAAAUGUGGUUGAUGACAUUGUACAGGCAAUACUAGCAAAUUUAGAAACAUUUGCAACUUCCAAAGUAAAAGCUCUCUUCUGUCCCCAAAUCAACUUCACAGUACCAGUGCCUUUAUCGAUUCAGACCGAUAAGACCGCACUAAACAAAGCACUGUCAGCCAGAGAGUCGUAUUCUGAUGAUCCAUUUUUCUCUUGCUCAGCAGAAAAGGCCAACUCACUGUCUCCAGUCUCUUUAAGUAAAUUAAAUACAUAUGCAACAGAAGUGGCGAGAAAAAUUUUACAAGGAAUCAAACACGAGUUAGAUAAAGAGAGGGAACGUUCUUUCAUAACUCAUAGCAUUGUAGUUUCUGAGAGCAUUGCAAGUCAGAUUGUUAAUACAAUGUUAGACAUCGUUUCCUCUAAAAGCAAAUGUGACAGAAACAAUUCUGACAAAAAGAGUGAUUCAGGCCGGGAAGAAGGUGUUAUUGAAAAGCUAUUUAAUAAGAAUGAGUAUCGAAAAGUACUUCAGUUUCAAAUACAAGAUACUAUUGAAAGCAUAUUAUGUGAUAUUUACAAAGAAACACUGUCCCAGAAUAACCUCUCAUUUACCACACCUACUCUGGAAUGCAGCAUGGCUGGUACACAUAGGGAGACAAGUUCUGAAUUAUUCCUUGAGAAUGCAAAUAAAAUUAUGCCAAAACUUUCAGUUCCUAAAUCAGAUGUCAUUUUGAUGUCCAAUGAUAUAAUUGAUAUUGUUCUUCAUAAUCUCAGUUCAGCUGUAAUGCUUGGUAUCAGUGAAAAGGCCUCUACUUCUGCAAGAUUGCCCAUAGCUCUGUGUGAUAUGUUUCCAAAAGUAGACUAUCAACAGCUUCCUCUUACAGAGUCAAAACGAGAGAGAAAGGCAGAGUGCCUUCCAUCAUCCAGAAGUCUGAAAUCAACUUAUACAGAGGGUGAACAGAUAGCUGUGGUGGAGAAGAAAAACACCCAGAAAUCCCUUCCUGACCCAUGUGAGGAAAAUGCUAACUUCAUCACUAAAACUAUUUUUAACAGGUUAGAAUCUUUCGCCACAGAAAGAAUUGAUUCGUUAAUCACUCUGGCCAUCCAAUCUACAGAAAAGUCAUUUGUUAGUCAAGAAUUGGAAAACCAUACACAAGAUAACAGCAUUGUUCAUGAAUCAAGCCAAAUAGAAUCAAAUGGGGACGUUCUGAAAAUAUCAACGGAAAGUAUUUUCAGCCAAGAGCUUACAGAACCCGCUUUCACCAAUUACAGGGAGAAACUUGGGUCAACAGUACAUCUCUCAAAAGCUAGUCUUAAGGAAUAUGCUGACAUCAUUGCCAGCGCCAUUUUGAAACUUAUUAAAGAUGACUUAGACUUGGAAAUUCAAAAGGCAUACACAUAUCCAAAUGAUACUUCAUUCCAAGAAAAUAUCAUUGUCAGUGAAAUUGUCAACAGCACAUUGAAGAUUUUAUAUGAGAAGAGGUCUGUAAAUGAAAUUACUUUUUAUUCAAAAGAUAAUUCUACCUUAUAUUCACGACUCACCGUAGCGAAUGAAAUGCUACUUGGACAAAGAGAACAUGAAAGAAAUACCAGAAUAUCUCUGAUAACAAAGUAUCCACUAGAACAAAGCCAAAUGGCAUUGGAAAAGAAAAGUCAGAGAAUUGUUUUGGAAGAAAUAUUUAUGCAAAAUGAAGAAUCAAAACAAAAGGAAAAGACCGCGUUGCUUAGCUCAGUGAAAAAGGUUUUAAAUAAUGUCUAUCAAAGAAUAAAGGAAGUCAUAAGCCACUUGCCUCCAUUUAGUGAAGUGUCUCAUUUUGUACCUAAUUCUAAAAUCAAGCUAUUAGAUAUAAAGCAGAAUGACAUCUUUCAGUCACAUAGCAACAGUGUUGCAAAUGACAUGAUUGAAAGCGUUUUGGAGAAAAUGUACUUUGCGGUUGUGACAACGGUCUAUGAGGAUACAAACAGUAGAGAAGUAGAAGGAUCUGACAGUGAUCUCUCACCCAGAAAAACGCCAAGCAUGAGAGAAAGUAAGCAAGAAGGAAAAGGAAGUAAUGCCGCUAGGUGUACGGUAGCACAGGUUUAUCCUUCCGUGAGCACUCAGAAUGCCUCUCUGUCAGAAGACAGUCUACUGCAGUAUUCCCUGUUGCAAGUGGAAAAAGAUUUAGUCCAGAUGGUUCUCAUCAAAAUGGUGAAUUUUAUCUCACAUCAUCUAGAAGAAACCUUGUCCUGGGAUGGUUCUGCUGAGUUGUCGCAUGAUUCUAAAGUGAUCUUGAGGAGCACUCCUAAAGUGGGCUGUAAAGCAAGUGUAAAGGCAAGACCAAAAAUUACUCCUUUGGUGAAAUGUAAAACAAAACAGAAUCUGGUAUCUAGCGGUACAAAGGCCAAAGGGAAGGCCAAAUUAGGUACUGGGGAGAAGACACUAAAAGAUAUCUGGUCCAAGACUGUUACUGUGUUAUCACAUAUCGUACCAGCCAGUGAUGCCAAAACUUUAUUGGAAACAAAAUUGCCCACUUCAGAACUGAAGAUGCACGCCAAAGAUAUAGUAAGUAAUAUUCUGGAAGCAGUCGUGCGGGAAUUUGGAAAGGUGGAGCACACUAGAGCGAUGCUAAAUGUUAAAAGUGAUCAAAUCAGUGCAGCGUGUAAAAUAGUGGGCACGGUUCUGCAAGGAAUAUACGCCACAAGUAACCACACACUGCCUUAUCCAGCCAGAUUGUCACAUUUGGAUGAUCUCAAACUUUCAAAGGCAAAUAUAGGGGCAGAGACCCUUUCCAAGCCACGAGCAUGUUUUUAUUUGGAAAACGUUUCUUCACAGUUAGAACAGAUUUUUCCUAAAGAAGGUAUAUUUAAAAAAACAUUUGACAAGUGGCAAGCAGAUUCAAACGACAUGGAAAAUGAAAAACGUAAGCUGUUGCUGACAGCUGAAAAUAUUUUGACGGAAAUUUCAAUAAGAGCAAAAGAACUAGAGUAUUCUCUUUCGCUUUUAAAUUUGCCACAUCUCGAGGACUGUGAAAGCAAGUUCCAGAACCAUUCGAAAGGAGAUUCUUCUAGAGCUGAAGAUACCAAAGUGCAAAUUAAUAUGUUUGGCAGGGAAAUUGUUGAAAUGCUAUUUGAAAAAUUACAGUUGUGCUUUCUGUCGCAGAUGCCUGCUACAAGCAGUAAAGAAACCCUAGCGAACAGGAAUGAGCAGCACACGGCUAAGAGGGUCCUCCACAGUGUAACCCUCAGUAGCGGCAAGACACAGGAUGAGAUGUCUUUAGAUUCUAGCAAUCAGAUUGUUCAAGAGAUUGUAGAAAGGACGAUAAACAUGUUAGAGUCAUUUGUAGACCUGCAGUUUAAACAUAUCUCUAAAUACGAAUUUUCCGAAAUAGUAAAAAUGCCUAUAGAAAACCUUUUCCCUGUCCAACAGAGACUGUUAAGUAAAAAAACAUUGCCAAAAGUACAACCCAGGAGGAAGCUGUCUGAGGAGUCCAAAUCAAGCACCGUUUCUAAAGAAAAUAUACAGAAUACCCUUUUACAGGUUCACUCAUUCCAUUCAGAGUUAUUUACAUAUGCUGUUAAUAUCAUCAGUGAUAUGUUGGCUAUAAUCAAAAAUAAAGUAGACAAAGAAAUCAGUCAAGAGGAGCCAUCAUCAGUUAGCACAUUAAAAGAAAACAUUGCAGUGAGUGAGAUUAUCGGCAUACUCAUUGACCAGUGUAACCAUUUCCACGAGUCUUUGAUUCAGAACCUUCCCAAGGAAAAUUUGUUUCAAGGAACAGAAACCACCAGCUUUGUUAACCAGGUUGAAUUAGCAACAAAUAGGCAAAUGUCCACACCCCAGUUAAAGGAAGUUAGUCCCAGGAAUGUGCCUUCACAAAUCAAUGUACCUGAGUUUGUGUUUUAUUCAGAGGAAACUAUGGAAAAAAUACCUACUUCAUCGAGCUUAACUUCCUGUGCUAGAGCCUCUGUAGAGAACUCCACUGAAAGCUCCGAGCAGAUGGAGAAGCAUAUUUCAGAAAGAAUGCCAUCAAACAUUAGAUACAAAACACAAGAACACAGUUCAAGAACAUCUAACUUUGACCAUUUCGAUCAGGUCAUGGAAGGGGAUCACUCUCUCCCUGAAGGUAGUAUUUUACAAAAACUGUUUAAGAAAUCAAAUGAAUCCACAGAAGCAACAUUAAAGGAAGUGAUGGCUUUCAUAGAAAUGGGAAAAGGGGAAAAUACAAGACUGUUUCAGUAUGAGACUCCAAAACCCACUGCUGAGCCAAAUAAAAUCUACACAAGUGUUUCACCACUCAAAAUAUGCCUGGCUGCAGAAAAUAUUGUGAAUACUGUGCUAUCAAGCUACGGCUUACCAAGCCAAUCACACACUAAUGAAAACAUGGAAACGAUGAAGCCGUUUUUCGUAUCAAAUCAAAACCCUUGUUCUGUAACGUCUGCUGGACGAAAGAAAGAGGAAAAAUCUUUGACUAGACUGUGGGGGAAGAAGUUCAGCAACAUACCUGAAGAUGAAGGCAGAAAUCCUGGAGCCAGCAUGGAAGAUUUUUCCUUAUUGAAGAAAUGGAAGACUAGGCUAUGUCCAGAAGUAAAGGCUCUGAAGGAAUUUGAAGUCAUUGCUUUUGCUGAUCACGAACUGGGUCCAAAUGAAAUUCACUUGGUAGCAAGACAUGUCACCACAUCCGUAAUCUCGUAUUUCAAGAACAUGGAAACUAGGGUUUCCAUCGAGGAGAUGGUGUCUGUUAUGUCUACGCUCUCAAGGGAAAAUUAUGAAUCAAAUCAGAUCUUAAGAAAUAUUUUCAAUGAUACUUCACUUUAUCAAUUUUGUGAAUAUCUCACAGAAUCGGUCAUUGGCCACUUAAUUUCAAGCAUUUCUGAUACCACUGAAGACAGCGGAGGAAGAAAGAAAACGUGGCUAAGCAAAGAUAGAGCCUUUGACAAGAUUAUUUCUAUUGAUUCUUGUAUGUUUGAAAGCAGGUCAAUUUCUGUUGGAGAACUUGCUUUAAGCAUUUCUGAAACCAUUACUGGAAUUCUUUUUAAUAGUAACAUUUUACAGGUUGACAUUGCACAUCAAGACUUUUCUUUAAAAUCAAAAUACCUUUAUUGCUCGAGAAUAGCUGCUGUUGAUUUAGAUGAUCUCUUUCAAGACCUCUUAAUAGCAGUUAUUCAUGUACUGUCCAAAGAAAUAGGGAUGAAUCAUCACCUUGAAAGUAGUGGAAGGAAUCAAGCAUUUUCCAUGCAAAGAAACAAUAAUGCACCCCUCGGCAGCAAAAUAGAUAGCAUGGAAAGACAGAAUAGCUCCAAAUUCAGAGGACUGAAAUCACCUACCCGCCAAACGGAUCGUCUCGUUAAAAAAGGCAAAUUAAAUUAUCUGGCAUGUAAAUUAGACAACCUGGUUAGUAGCCUAAAAACUCGAGAAUCCAAAGAAAUAGUCAAUAAAGUUUUCAAGAUUGUUUUAGAUUUGUUUCUACCAGAUGAAUGUCCAAAUGAGACUAUGGAUUCUGAUAAAACAGCAAGAACCUUCUUCUUUCCUUCAAAUGAUCAGCAAGGUAACAACAGACCUGAAAAUAACCUAGGGCUCACUCCCAAAUCAGUAUUUCUUCUCAAUGUCAUUUGCGAAAAACUUAUUAGAACACUGCUGGAAAAAUGUACAAACACUGUCUGUCCUGACAGUGACUCUCUUUCUGAUGAAACAUCGGCAGAAGAACGCCAGCUUAUAAAAAUACUCCAAAGCAUAGGAGAUGAAGAGUUUGAUAAUUGCAAGAGAGCAGUGGACAGUGAACAAUUUCAAGAAGAUUUUAUGACAAACUUUUUGGAAAAUCUAGAAGAAACUGAUCAAGAUGCAUUGCCAUCAGACUGUAUGCUUACUUUUAUUUCCCACAGCUUGGUUAAGUCGCUGAUGGACAAAUUAUCUCACAGUUUACAACUCCCUCAAAACCCACCUCAUGCUAAAAAACAUUUGACGGGUGGAAAGAAACAAACACAGUCUAGCUACACAAAAGCCAAACGAUCAAAACAAACAGGAUUAGGAGAAGGUAAAGACUCUUUAGAAUCCAUAAGUGAUGACAGCAAUGCUUUGUCAAGGUCACAGGAUAGUCCCAGUAUGCUGAGAUCUAAAGUAAAUGCACCAUUUGGCAAGAAACAUUUAGUAAAUUCCUGUUCUUUAUUCCCUCCCCAAAAGAAAGAAAACAAUAUGUAUACAAUGGACCUACAUAGCAGGCCAGAUCCAGAACAUUUGAAUACAAGUGUUUAUUCAGCCACAUUUUUGGAGGACAUAAUUUCAGAAUUGUUUUUUAAUCUCUCAACUUCACUGUGUGGCCUACAUGAAAACGUUACCGAGAGCCGGCUCAAUGAGAUGAAUACAUUAUUUGUCCAUAACGUAGUACGUGAGUUUAAUAAAGCACGAGUCACUGUUUUACGUGAUCCUGAAGAAAAGCUCUAUUUUCCACCAGUCCAUAAAGAAACCAUCAGUAGGAUUGUUGAUUCAGUUUAUUAUGAUGUUUUGCAGCAAUAUCAACUGAAUGUAACCCAUGGCAAUAAACUGACCCCUGGUGACAACUCACUAGGGGAACAGAUAACUAAUGGCAUAUUGUUGGAGGUUUUAGACUACCGGCUCCCAUCUUGUUUCACGAGACAGCUAAAGCCUAGUUCAUAUCACCCACUUAAUGCUGACAUCAUACUACUGAAACUUCAAAAUAAACUGAUACAAUUCACUUCCCCACUCAGGUCUUCGACAGGCUAUAGCACCAUGUUAUCACAGUCAUUUUUAGAAGAUACCAUCCGAAGACUUUUGUCGCAGCUCAUUCCUCUACCAAGUAAAACUUCCUGUCUGAGAAACAAGCAUUUCAUGAGUUCAGAUUUUAACGAGAUGUCCACUACUAUAGUAGAUAAGGUUAUGUCAGCCAUUUCAAAACAUAAAAUUUGGUUCACUGUAUUUGAUAAUCAGGAUUUCUGUACAGAAAAAAACCUCGAAAAGAUGGUGGAUUCUGUUUAUAGUAAUAUCCUGCAGAUAUGUGACUCUCCCAUUACCAUACAAAGUGGUAUAGUUAGCCAGAGUCCAAUUGUGGUCGACCAAAUAGCCAGCCUCAUUAUCCAAGAGAUUAUUGAAAAUCAUCUUCAACCUUUUUUGUCUGGAGAAGGAUUAUCCUGCCCAAAGUCUCCGUCAGAUCCAAUAUCAUAUAUGGUUAAACAAGUUCUCAGUGAAGUCAUAAACUCUCAUAGACCGUGUUCUUCAAAUAUAUGCCCGGAUGCAUUUAUAGGGGAUGUUGUUGCCAAACUUUUGUCAAAGAUAUUUAGUACAAAAGAGAGGACUGAUUUUGCAAUGGAAAACAUAGCCCAAAAAAUAGUAAACUCAAUAAGCAGCCAUUUUGAUAAAGCUAAAAUUCACAUUCUAAACAAUGACAAAGAAAAGGCUUAUUAUCCCUCGAUUGAUACAGAUGUUGUGGAUGAACUUGUCACCUCAGUUUAUAGAAAUGUCUUAAAACAGCAUGGCCUGGACCCUGAGACUGGAAAAGAAUAUGGAAACAGCGAUAAUUUUGUGGGAAAUAUUACCAAGUUACUUAUUCCAGCAAUUUCAGACUAUUUUCUCCAUCCAUUGUUUUCUGGGGAUUCGUCAGCUUCUCCCUCUUCUGUCUCCAUAGCGGAGAAUAUUGUUCCGAACAUCCUUAGUAACAUCAGUAAAUAUACUCAGUCAAGUCAAAGCUUAUCUCCAUAUAACACCUUGUUACCAUAUACAUUUUUAGAAGACAUGAUCAGAGCACUACUAUCUAGAAUCUUUCCUGCUUUCCUAAGCAGAGAAACACCAAAAGAUACGUUGAGAGAGAAUUUCAAUGAAAUUGCCUCAAAGCUAAUCAGCGACAUUAGAAUGAAAAUUUCCCAACAUGAAAUUAGAUUUUCAAAAGACGAGGAAGAAACCAAGAUUGCUUAUUCAGAGGACGAUGUUCAGUGUCUUGUUGACUCGGUAUUCAAGAAUAUUUUACAAAGCCCUGAGUCUCAAGAAUCAUUUGAGGAAAACAUCACAAGCAGUAAUGAGACUCUUAUAGAUAGAAUAGCAGGUUUUAUCAUCAAACAUGUAUGUCAACAGCAUCUUCAGCCUUUUGUAGGAAGAAAAUCAUUGUCUUCUUCAUAUCCAUAUUUUGAUCAGAAAAAAGAAAAGCUUAAUGAAACUGUUUAUUCCUCAACUUUUUUGGAAGAUGUGAUCUCAGGGGUUUUAAACAAAAUAUUCCAUAGAGUGUUAGGCAUUGUACAAGCAAAACCAGUAAGAGAUUCCGAAGAUAAACUGCUUGAUAAAGCUGAGAACCUCAUACAUUUGAUAGCAGAGGAAUUUUCAGAAACCCACGUUAGCGUUCUAGAGAACGCUGAGGAACAAUUCUGUUUGCCUCCAGUGGAGAGGGAUGUAGUCGUAACCAUUAUUGAUAGAGUAUACAGCAAAGUUUUGCAGGAAUGCGAAUUGGAAAUAAUGCAUGAUAAAGAUUUCUUUAAUGACAUGAAGUCACUGGCUGCGAAGAUAACCAAGGUCAUCUUGACUGAAAGUUUUGAUUUCCAGAUCCCUCCAAGCAUUGCAGCAAAGAUCCCUUUUAAAUUUCACUCCAAACUCAAUACAGAUGUUUUGAUAGAGAGAAUCAAAUGUAACAUGGCUAAAUCAAAGUUACAGAAACACACCUCAUCAAUGUAUACUACUAUACUAACACAUACUCAUUUGGAAAAAAUUGUCACUCAGCUUUUAUCCCAGAUGGAUCCAUCAGUCUCUGGUGCAGAACACUCAGAAUAUUCUAAAUCAGACUUAAAUAAUACAGUAGUAAAACUGAUAAAUGAAAUAAUGUCAAUAAUUUCAAAACAUGCAAUAUGUAUUACUAAGCAUGGAAAUGAGAAGAAAUGUGUGAUUUCAGGAAAAGAUACCCAGUCUAUGGUUGACUCUAUUUAUGAUGAUCUUUUAAAUUCAGAUCUGUACCAGUCUCUCAUCAAAGAUAAAAAAGGUUUGAGUAACAUACCUGUUUCAAAAAUAGCAAGUUUUAUACUAAAGGAAAUCUUUGACCACCAUCUUCAGUCAUUUUUAUCUGAAGAUAAAACUUUCCUUUCAACAGAAACUGAUCAGACUUGUAAACAGAAAGCAAUGGAGCCUGAGGAAAGAGAAUUGUUUUCCAUCGUGAACUCAGAUGUCUUUUUGGAAGAAGUCAUUUCUGAACUUUUAAGUAAGCUCCUAUAUGCAUUCUCACAUAAUGUCUUGGCUGUUGAACACCCAGAUGUAGUAAAAGCCAAAAUUACAGAAGUUGUGACAACAUUAGUAAAUUCCAUUGUUCUAGAGCUCACCACAUCAGAGAUUUUAGUCACAGAUAACUUUGAUAGAAAUAAGUGUUUUUCAGAAGAAUAUAAGGAAAUGCGUCAAAAAACAGUCAACGUAAUUUAUGCUAAAAUACUAGAUGAGUAUAAAUCGCUUGUUCACAUAUAUAGGGCCAUACAAUGUGACACAAUUUGUUUUGGAAGGAAAAUAUACCAUUUUCUGUUAGAUGAAAUUUACGAGUAUCAGGUACAGUCGUUAAUUUCAGGACAAUUAGCGUCAUCUUCGUAUUCGGCUCCUCAAGCUGAGAAUAUUAUCAGAAAUGUGCUCAAUGUUGUGGCGAAUGAUAGCCAUGUCUUGCCAUCGUGUAUCACGAUGGUGCCUCAUUCUCUUCUAGAAGAUAUGAUUUAUAAGCUUCUAGUGAAUGCCUUUCCUCCCUCAGACACUCCAGGUGAGCUACAGAAGGGAGAGGCUUCUCCAGAUUGUGAGUUUGUAGAUGCAGCUUCAAAACUGACUGCUGAGAUUCUUGAAGAGAUUGCUGAACAUGAAAUCCGUUUGGCUACAGAAGAACAGAAUGCAGAAGGUAAGCAACUGGAAGGCGAUGAAAAUUUUGUUGAGACUAUGUGUGACAAUAUCUUGAAAAAGUCUGCAUUUCAAACUGAAGUACAGCACAAUGCGAGCAAAAAAGGAAGCUCCUUUCUCAGUAAAAUAGCUGGUUUCAUUAUAAGAGAAAUCAUGGACCAUCAUCUGAAGCCGUUUUUAAACGAUCGAGAGUCACCUUCCAGGGGUUUAACUCAUUCUAAGCAUGUCUCUGCUCUUACUAAACCUGAUAAAGAAAAAAUACAGCCUUCUAUAUAUUCAGCAAGAUUUCUGGAAGAUAUCAUUGUUAAUCUUGUUCGCAAAUUUUAUUCUCUUCUAAGUAGUAGUACAAAUCUUGAGAAAAAAGAAAUGCCAGAGCCAGACUUUGUGGACUUGGCUAUACAGUUUGCUAAGUCUCUGGUGGGAGAAUUUACAAAAAGUGAAAUUAAAGUUGUACCAAAUGCGGAAGAGGUGUUUUCUUUUUCACCAAUUGAUAAAGAAACAGUUGAUAAGAUAUCAGAUUUUGUGUAUGAUCAGUUCAUUAGUCAGUGUGGAUCGAAGGAUAUUCAGGAGAAUAAUACAAGUAACAUUUUAAUAAAAGUUAUUGCUGAAUUAGCCCAGGAGGCAAUAUCUGCUUUCAAGAUUCAACCACUCUUUUCAGGAGAUUUGUCUUCCACCAUUUUUUCGUUUCUAAAUCCAGAUAAGAUCACCAAAAGGGUACAACACCUACCACAGAAAAGCCCUACAGAGGUCAGCAGAUGCUUAAAAGAGGACCAGAUUAAUUUACUAGAGCAAUCACGUAAACAAACUUCUUCAACCACAGAUCAAAAAAUACUGUUGGACCCUUGCGAAGAUUUCAGUGCAGUGAAUAGGAAAAAAACUUUCAAAACUGAUAAAGCCUCGGAAAAAAAUGAUACCACUUCAGAUACCACUAUAAUUAAUAUUUUGAACAAUGUGGUGAACCUGUUAUCGGGAUCCACUGCAAGUGAUAAGAAAUGCCUCGAAAAUAAAAGCCCAACAAAAAAAUAUAAAGAUACAUCAGAAACUGCUUCUCCAGCUACCAAUCUGAAAAUGAAUGACGCGCAAGAGAGAAAUAUGAUUGUUGCACUUGAAAAAUGCAAAGUUGAGAACAGUUUAUCAGCUUCAAAAGGUAAGAGGCAAGGCAAUGAGGAAUUCGCACAAUCUCCAGUAGCUAUUGAUGAUGUAAAGUAUAAGGAAGUACUUGGACACAAUUUUGAAAUAGACGAUGAUAAAAUUGACAAAGCAAAAGAAACUUUUUUGGAAAAAGAUGACAAAUCCUUUCGGGUGUCUACUCUCACGUCAGAUGUAAGAACUACAGGAAGUGCAACAGAACAUCCAUUGGAAACAACCACCAAAAAAUCAAGCAGUAAGGAGAAUAAAGAUACCUCGACGCAAAUCUAUGUGUAUGAAGAACAAGACUGUGGACAAAAGUAUGAACGUGUUCAAAAUGUCAUUGAAAAUGUUUAUGACAACAUUUUAGGAAUGUUUCAGCCUCAAGAAUCAGAUCACCCAAAGUUCAAAAUUGCCCCAAAUGGAACACAAGCCCAAGGAAUUCAAGACGUUGACAAGGAUUUUUCACAGCCUGUGUCAACGAAGAAAUUGCUCCCAUCAUCUAAUCUCUGUGCCAAAGGGAAAAGAGAAAAAGAGAAGGAUGAGGAAAGAUGGGGUCAGAAGAAUGAAGAGAAAGUAAAGGGUAAGGACACUGAAAUGGAGCCCAGGAAACCAGAGAGCCCUCGUUACCCACCAAAGAGAAAACUCGGAGGGAUUUUUCCUGCUAAAUUUUUAGAAGAUGUUAUCACUGAAAUGGUUAACAGAUUGAUCUUUUCAUCUUCAGCAGAAAUGCAAACCCAUCAAAAAUGGCAAGAUUCAAAUGGUGAUGAAGAUCAAGUUGAACUGUGUAACACAGCCAUGAAGCUUAUUGACUCAUUGCUAAAGGAGUUUGCAGACGCUCAAAUUAAGGUGUUUAAAACAGAUAAUGAAAGUAAUUUUCUUCCCAAAAAAGAUAAUAUACCAUCAGCUCCUCAAGUGCUUCCUAGUCACAGAGAACCAACUAAAGAUGAGGCAAGGGCCAGCAUGAGGCAAAGCACAGUGGGUAAAAUACCGUAUACAAAUAAAAUUGGAAAACAGUUUCUCGAUAAAACACCAGCAACCGAUAAAACACUAGUUAACAGAAUUGUUCAUGCGUCUGUGUGCAACGUUCUGAAGGAGUAUAGAUCACAAGAAUCCAUUUGUAGGAAUAUAGAGAGCAAUGAGGGAAAUUUAGCCAGAAGACUAACCAGCGCGAUGAUAAAAGAAUUUUUUCAAAAUAAGCUCAAUUUGUCAUCUUCCGAUGAGAUUUCAGCUUCAACAUGCUUGCCCCUAGAAUCGAAGGAUAUCGUUCAAAAUUUCCAAAAGGUGAUUCAAACAACAAGCAGAGAAUGUCAGACAUCCACACCAUACAUAGUCAUGCUGACUCACGAAUUUUUAGAGAAUGUCAUUUCUGCUCUUUUAUCGAAAAUUUUUUCAACAAUAUCCAACACUGCGGUGGAAACAUCUGAGGAUGAGUGGCUCACAGAAAAGGAUUUUCUUCAAAUGAAGUUAUUAAGUACAAUUAAAGCAGAAAUAUCCAAAGAUGAAGAUAUGAUCAUACAGUAUGUGGAGUCCUUACAUCACAGUGAUGAUGAAAUUAUUCAGCUAGUAGUUCAGUCUAUUUAUAAUAAUCUCUUGUCACAGUUUGGGUCACAUGAGAUCAUACAAGAGUGCAUAUCCAGUGGAUGCAAAAUUCUUUCCGAAGCCAUAGUUAAUUUAGUCCUACGAGAAGUGGCUGGGAAUCAGCUACAGAACUAUUUCUCUGGAGAACUAACGCCCAAUCAGUAUGCAGAAAUUGAUAAUGUCGUUGACAACAUCCUUAAAACUGUCAUCCAAACAGCUGAUUUUCCAAAACGUGACUUUCCGUCACAGUCUCAUGUACUGCCUUUCAACAUCAUUGAAGAAAUUGCUGUCAAAUUUUUAUCAAAGCUCCUAUCAGUGUUUCCAAAAUUAGACAAUGAAAGAAACAAGUCUCUAGAAAUGGAAAUGCAAAAAAUAACUUCCAAAAUACUAAAUUCAGUCCAAGACUUUAUAUCCAAAAGUAAAAUUAAGCUUGUGCCACCAGCCAGGGAGCUGCUUGCUGCAGCCGAUAAUGCAAUUAUUGAGAAAGUCGUUAAUUCUGUUUAUACCAAUGUAUUAAAGCAUUCUGGCUCACAUACGUCUGUGUUUAAAGAUUUAAUGGGUAAAAGCAAUGUGCUCUCUGACAUAAUAGGUUUUUUAUUGGUGAAAGAAAUUUCCAAUUCCAAAUUUCAACCCCAAGUAGAGGAAGAAGUAUCAAACUCAGAAUUAGUUCUAGAAGCAGUCAAAAUCAUGGAAAAGGUGGUCAAAAUUGUUGAUGAAUUUAAGUCCAAGGAAAAGUUUUCAUCCAAAAAAGUCUCUAUGUUAGACGCCAAAUUUUUAGAAGAAGCACUGGCUUUGUUCAUGGCGAAGAUAAUAAGGUUGUCAAGAGCCUCAAGCAAAGAUAAAAAAAUCUUGUCAAAGACUGAGUUAAAUAAAAUCACAUCUCAACUGACAAAAUCUGUGACAGCUGAAAUUGCCAAAGAUGAUAUUAAUCUCAUUGCUGCUGACCCUGAAGAUCAGUCUUUAAAACCAGAAAGUAUAGAAAUAAUUUCUCAGGUGAUUGACUCGAUUUACAGCGAUGUGCUGAGACAAUCUGGAAGUCAUAAAGAACUUUAUCAUGACAUAAAAGGGGUAAAUAAAGUCUUCCCUAAAGAAGUGGCUAGUUUAAUUGUUAGGAAAGUUUCAAAUUUUUCUUUAGAUGCAGGCAACUUAAAAAAAUCCAAUGUAGGCCUCUUUAGAGAUCUAGACGUUAAUAGAAUCGUUCAAAAGGCACAGGAGUACGCUGAUACAAGGAGUCCAGAAUUAGAAGAGUCAGAUAUAGAUACUGAAUCUGAAGAUGAACCAAUGAAAAUAGUUCCAUAUAUUGGUAACAAACCAAUCAAAAUAGAUCCACUAAUUAUCUCAGAACAUUUAGCAGUGAUUUCUGUAAAAACUCAACCUAUUGAGACAUUAAAGAAAGAAUGUUUAAGAAAUACUGGACAUAGCAUAGCAGAACUGAGAAGAGCAUCAAUAAGUGGCAAAACUUACCACCCGUUAGUUUCAUCUAAUAUAAAUAUAAAAAGAGAAAGACGAAUAUCAUUGGAUAGAACGGGUCGGCUGGCCACAAAACCCUUUGAGGCUGUUUGCAGAAAUUCAUUUCAGAAUAUAAGAAAGCCUGAUAUCACUAAAGUAGAGCUUUUAAAAGAUGUCCAGUCCAAAAAGGAACUCAUCAUCCGGUUAGUCGCUCAUGAUAUUGAUCCAGAGUACACAGAAAUUAACAGCGACGAUGAUGAAAAGGAAGUCGUCUUAAGAGAAACUGUACAAGAAAGUUUAGAACAAGUAACGGUGGCCAUGGAACCAGUAGAAGACAAAGUCUCUCCCAAACCAAUGUUAAGCACAAGCAGCCUGAAAAAAUUUUUGUCACUAAGCAAAUGUUGUCAGUCCACAUCCAUUGUAAACAUUGAAAGCAUUAAACCGGCACAUUCAAAUCGCGUAACAGAAUCUGAGAGAGAAGUUAAGAGAGCAGUCGCCGAGCUUGAUAUGGCCAGCUGUUCAGCGGUGACUCAGACCCACUUGUCUUGGGAGAAAAAGACGCAGCAAAAGAAGGAAGAAAUGAAUAUUGCCGCAGAACCAACACAUUACUUCAUCCACAGAAUCAUGAGUACAUCUUCCUACAACCAAGAAGAUCUGAUUUCAUCUACUGGUGAAAUCGAAGAUGGUGGCCUAGAUGCAAGUGCUAAAGUCUCAGAAGGAAAUUCUCAGGAAAACACUCUAGAGAAUUCAGAUAGUGUUAAGUUUAUUACCAUCUUUGAAGGAAAUAAGAAUAAUCUGGGCAAUGCACAGCCUUCAAAAGGCAUCAUUUCAGAAACCCCUAAGGCAAGUAUUUCCAAACAAGGAUCUCAAAUGCUUGCAAAAGUAUCUUCAGCAUUUUCAAAGGUGUUUUCUCAAACUAACACUAACAUUUUCAAAUCCUCAUCUCAUGACCAAGAUGAACACUGAACUUUGUAUAUCUUUUCUAUGCCCACAUUCUCUAAAAAAAUAAAUUAAUAAUUAAAGCAUAA